CUGACAAUAACGCAGUGACGUCACCAUUUAUGUAUAGAAUGUCUCGGUCAAGAUAUAAAACGCUAUGCACACCUCUCUAUUCACAUUCUCUCCAUAAAGUAAAUCCAUAAUGGUUAAAACUUAUUUAACAGGAUUCAUCUUGCUGUUGGGUUUAGCCAAUGCCCGCGCAGAGUGUCCGGACGGAUGGACAAUAUAUGCACACAAUUGCUACCUAUUCGGACACACACCAUAUUCCUUCCAUGAAUCACAGAAUUUCUGUGUUCAUUUUGGGGCAUCUCUUGUCAACGUUGAAUCCGACGCUGAGAACACGUUUAUACGUGGUGAAUUGAUGACUCUUAAAGCUCCACGACACUGGAUUGGUCUCACGGACGAGGUGAAUGAAGGCGUCUGGGCACUUUACCCCUCCGAAGAAGUUGCGACUUUCUUAGAUUGGAGCCAUGACCCCGUUUGGCCGCAGCCUAACGACGGCCUUAAUGCCAACUGUGUCGCCUACUUCAAUGAUCACGACUACCACUGGGUUGAUGAACCUUGCAAUAACCAUUUCAACCCCAUAUGCAAAAUGCCGGUACCGGUAAAUGGAAAUCGUCCUAGUGUUGUUGGAUAGUACAUACUAAAGGAAAGACUUUACCACCGAUCGACUCGUCACCGCCUCCUCUGCAUUCCUUAUAACAAAAUUGAAUGUUUUAUUUUCGAUAUAUUUAUAUUCUUUAAACAACAGCAAACCAUUAAUGGGUAUAAAUAAACAUAAGUAUGGUA
Messenger RNA from Dreissena polymorpha, 756 nucleotides. Its product is annotated as perlucin-like protein. Gene Ontology annotation, molecular function: signaling receptor activity. NCBI's taxonomy places the organism in Eukaryota, Metazoa, Mollusca, Bivalvia, Myida, Dreissenidae. The transcript has 5 exons. The record is from RefSeq and is a predicted model, not a curated record. Bases 110 to 604 code for a protein of 164 amino acids.